Molecule: messenger RNA, 896 nt
Organism: Sorex fumeus (smoky shrew)
Lineage: Eukaryota; Metazoa; Chordata; Mammalia; Eulipotyphla; Soricidae
Gene: CCDC25
Product: coiled-coil domain containing 25
Exons: 9
Coding region: 91-717 (208 amino acids)
Source: RefSeq, a predicted model, not a curated record
GUUCCGGGGUCAGGCGGCCUCCGCGUUUCAGGUCUCCCGGGCUCCGCCAGUGGUCAGCACCCGCCCCGCGCUGCCCCCGUCGCCUUCGCCAUGGUGUUCUACUUCACCAGCAACUGUGUGAAUUCAUCUCCUUACACGAUCUACAUGGGAAAGGACAAAUACGAAAAUGAAGACCUCAUAAAGCACGGCUGGCCCGAAGAUGUCUGGUUCCACGUGGACAAACUCUCUUCGGCUCAUGUGUACCUCCGCCUGCAUAAGGGGGAGAAGAUCGAGGACAUCCCGAAGGAAGUGCUGAUGGACUGUGCUCAGCUCGUGAAGGCCAAUAGCAUCCAAGGCUGCAAGAUGAACAACGUUGGGGUGGUCUACACGCCCUGGUCCAACCUGAAGAAGACAUCAGACAUGGAUGUGGGCCAGAUUGGCUUCCACAGGCAGAAGGACGUGAAGCUGGUCACCGUGGAGAAGAAGAUGAAUGAGAUCCUGAACCGGCUGGAGAAGACCAGAGCCGAGCGCUUCCCCGACCUGGCGGCCGAGAAGGAGUGCCGGGACCGGGAGGAGCGGAGCGAGAAGAAAGCCCAGGCCCAGGAGAUGAAGCGGAAGGAGAAGGAGGAGAUGAAGAAGAAGCGGGAGAUGGACGAGCUGAGGAGCUACUCGUCACUUAUGAAGGCAGAGAACAUGUCUUCCAAUCAGGACGGCAAUGACUCAGAUGAAUUCAUGUGAACGGAGACCAGGACCUUUUAAAGACACGAGUUUAGGGAUGGCUGCAGAUGUGUUGAUUUCAUCUAGGUUGGGAAUUAUAAAGCCAACCAAAACUCUACCAUCUUCCUACAAAUGUUACCGAUUUUGCAUUUGGGAAAAGAACUCCUUCCCCCCCCCCCCCUUUUUUUUUGCUGACAAAA